Molecule: messenger RNA, 1749 nt
Organism: Acaulospora morrowiae
Lineage: Eukaryota; Fungi; Glomeromycota; Glomeromycetes; Diversisporales; Acaulosporaceae
Source: the annotation of a GenBank genome assembly
AUGUCGAAUAAGGAUGAACUCGCGAAAUAUUUUCCUACAUCAUUUGGAAAAAAAUUCAAACCUCCUACAGUGGUAGAAGAUUCUGUCGAGGAUGAGGAUGAAGAACUAGAUCCUUUACGAUCCAUGCUACCCACCUCAUUUGGUUCGCAAAAAAAGAAGAACGUCUUUACAGAUGCAUUUUCCAAAACAAAAAGAAAAGACGAUGAGAAAGGGACAAUAAGUUCGAUUACACCUGAACAACAAAAGUCAAAGGCCAAGCGUGUAAAAAGCGAAAGGGAGGAACAUUCGCGUAAUGAGGAAGGGACCAAAUUCGAUACUUUACCAAUAUCUCACGAAAUAAAAUUAAACGAUCAUUACAGGAGUAUAACUGCACUGGCCCUUGAUCCAGCUGGUGCACGUCUUAUUACUGGAGGUUCCGAUUAUGAUGUAAAAUUUUGGGAUUUUGCGGGGAUGGAUUCUUCUUUACGCCCAUUUCGAACUAUAAAACCAUGUGGAGACCACCAGAUCCAUCACCUUGAGUAUAGUAUAAGCGGGGAUCAAUUUUUAAUUAUUUCUGGUUCCGCACAGGCAAAAAUUUAUGAUCGUGAUGGAUUCGAGAUCGAGGAAUACAUCAAGGGUGAUCCGUAUAUAAGAGACAUGAGGAACACAAGCGGUCACGUAGCAUCAUUAAAAUGUGGAGGUUGGCACUCUAAUGAUAAGCGGACAUUUAUCACAGGUUCCGCGGACAGUACCAUAAGAAUAUGGGAUGUGGAAAAUAAACGCAAGCAAAAAUAUGUUCUUGUGCAUAAAUCUAAAGAACGUGGCGGACGAAGUGCUGUAACUGCAGCAUGCUACAGUCCAGAUUCCAAAUUCAUUGCUGGUGCGGCACAAGAUGGAAAUUUAUUUUUAUGGGGAUCAAAUGGCCCUUACGUCCGUCCUUCGCAUGUAGUAGAAAAAGCUCAUCAACCAUAUAGUGAAACUUCAUCCAUAGUUUUUUCUAAGAAUAAUUGGACAAUGGUCACAAGAGGUGGUGACGAUUCUGUUAAAGUUUGGGAUAUACGGAAUUUUAAAUCUCCAGUAGCCCAGGCUAAAGAUUUGAUAACCUUUAACCCCGAGACCAAUGUAAUAUUUAGUCCCGAUGAGAAAAUGAUUAUUACAGGAACGGCCGUUAAAAAAGGCGAGGGUUAUGGAAAAUUAGUGAUGAUGGAUCGUGAAUCGUUGGAGAUUGUUCGAACAAUGAGCAUCACACAAUCAAGUGUUAUUCGUGUGCUAUGGCAUUCCCGUAUAAAUCAGGUUAUAACCGGAAGCGCAGAUGGAUCCGUCCAUGUAUUCUAUGAUCCAAAUGUUAGUGUACGAGGUGCCAAACUUUGUGUCAUAAGAGAACCUAAGAAACGUGCUAUCGAUGAUUAUGAAAUAGAUCGUCCGAUUAUUGCUCCACAUUCACUAUCAUUAUUCAGAGAUGAUAGGCCGAAGUCAACAAAGAGGAAGAGAGAAAAAUUACGUAAAGACCCUGUUGCCUCACGCCGUCCUGAUUUACCUGUUAGUGGACCUGGAAAGGGAGGUAAAAUUGGUAGUAGCUUGACGCAACAUAUUAUGAAAGAGUUAAUUAAAGAUACUACCAGAGAUGAGGACCCGAGAAUGGCUCUAUUGAAGUUUGCGAAGGUUUCUGAGGACGAUCCACAAUGGAUCGGAUCUGCAUAUAAGAAUACGCAACCAAAACCAAUAUUGGCUGAUACCACGGGUGAAGAGGAAGAGGAACAAGCCCAGUGA